AGGCGCGAUAAUUGCACUAUUGUUGAAUUGCAUUGCUACCGUUUUGUUGACAAAUCCGCGCAAUUUUUGCUCUGACCAUAGAUGUUAUAGAGCUAGCUUUCCCCAGUCAGCUUUUCCAAAGCUAUGCCGGCCGAUAUUCGAAGUUUCUUCGGGCCAAAGACCGGCAGUCAGCCGUCUAGCCAGGAGAAAGCUACCCCCAAAGCUACGCCGAAGGCUGAUGCAAAUGCAUCUAAGAAAAAGGGCAGAGGAUCAAGGCGAGUCGUAGAUGACAGCGACGAUGAUGCUCCUGCUCCCACAAAAUCGACGCCCAAAAAGGCAACCCCAAAGAAGCCAGUAAAACAGGAAUCGCCAAAGGGAACAGAAACUACUACAUCGGACUAUUUCGCCUCCACCGGGAAGAGCAAGCCGGCACGAUCCAGUACCAAAACAAAAGCUCAGAACGCGAAGGCCGCAACCCCAGAGCCAGAUGCCCCGGCUGUGAAGAAGGAAUCGCCAGCAAAGAAUACAAGAAGUGCAAAGUCUACUGCGAAGAAGCCCACUACAAGCUACAAGGAUGUCAGAAGUCAUGAAGACGACGAUGUUCCUCAAGACGAGGACGAUGCGGACGACGUCUUCAAGGCCGAAUUCAAGAGCCGUGGGAAGGGUUUGGGCGACGAUUAUCAAGAGGAAGAUGACGAGGACGAGGAAGAUAUCAAGCCGAAACGGCGCUCAGCUGGUCGGGGCCAACAGACAAGCAUUGGAAAAUUCAAAAUCCCAGAUGAGGACGUCGAUAUGAAAGAUGUCAACCCAGAUGACGACUUUGUCGUACCCGACGCCGAUGAAGAGAUUGUGGAGGACAAACCGGCUCGGUCAUCUCGGAGUUCGGGCAAAGGAGGCAAACGAAAAUCGGUGACUGCAAAAGAGGAUGAGGAUUUUGUUGAAGAAGAUGAGGAUGAUGUUGCACCGGCGAAUAAGAGAAGAAAAGUGGCAGAGAAGCCGGACCGAUCACCGGCGAAGAAGUCUCCAGCCAAGAAACCACGCACAUCGGCGGCCAAGAAGGAAGAGCCAGCUGAAGACUCAGCAGUGCAGAAGAUCUUCGAUAGUAUACCGACUGUUCGGCCACCUAGUCCUCCAGCCAAGUCAGGGGAAGGAAAGAAAUUCAAUUAUUUUGAGCAUGCACACAGCCGUGGUCAAGCGGCGCCAGCGGCUGGCACAAAGGAGAUACCUAUUGGCGCGGAGAACUGUCUCGCAGGACUUACCUUUGUGUUUACCGGCCUUUUAGAAUCUCUUGGACGAGACGAAGGACAAGAACUGGUUAAGCGCUAUGGAGGAAAGGUCACCCUGACGCCUAGCUCCAAGACGAGCUAUGUUGUCUUGGGCGCCGACGCUGGACCAAAGAAGCUGGAAACAAUCAAGAAGCAUAAUCUGAAGACAAUCAACGAGGACGGCUUGUUUGAGCUUAUUCGGAAGCUUCCGGCCAACGGGGGCGACAGCAAAGCGGCAGAAAAGAGCGAAGAGAAGCGACGAAAGGAGGAAGAGAAAGUCAGGGAGAUGGCGGCCGAGAUGGAGCGACAAGAGCGAAGAGCCGGAGGCGCUGGCGGAUCGCGGGGCACAACGGCUCCCAAGGCUGGGGGCGCAAACGCGGGUGGUGCUGGAAAGGCGGCUGGUGCCUCUUCCCAGAAGACGCAUGUCGAUAGUCGACUUUGGACAGUCAAAUACUCGCCCCAGUCGAUGCAGCAGAUUUGUGGAAACAAAGGGCAGGUUGAGCGUUUGGGAAGAUGGCUUAAAAAAUGGCAUUAUAACGCAAAGUUCAACUUUAAAAAGCCGGGUCCGGAUGGGUCAGGAUUGUACCGUGCUGUCAUCAUCUCUGGUCCGCCUGGUAUUGGCAAGACUACAGCAGCACAUCUUGUAGCCCGACUAGAAGGAUUCGAUGUUGUGGAGAGUAAUGCCAGUGACACGCGCAGCAAGAAACUUGUCGAAAGCGGCCUUAGGGGUGUCCUUGACACCUCUUCACUCCUGGGAUACUUUGCCGGCGAGGGACAAAAGGUUGAGGCCAGCAAAAAGAAGCUUGUCCUCAUCAUGGACGAAGUGGACGGAAUGUCUGCAGGAGACCGUGGGGGCGUGGGCGCUCUCGCGAGUGUCUGUAAGAAGACGAACAUUCCCAUGAUCCUCAUCUGCAACGAACGAAAGAUUCCCAAAAUGAAGCCUUUCGAUUACGUUACGCUCGACAUGCCAUUCAGGAGGCCGACAACCCAGGACAUUCGAUCAAGAGUUAUGACGAUAUGUUUCCGCGAAGGAAUGAAGAUGCCCGGUCCUGUCGUCGACGCUCUGAUUGAAGGCAGCCAUUCCGACAUUCGGCAGAUUAUCAACAUGCUUUCGACUGCUAAGCUUGAUCAGGAAGCCAUGGACUUUGAUCAGGGCAAGGCCAUGUCAAAGGCAUGGCAAAAGCACGUUAUCCUCAAGCCAUGGGACAUUACGGCGAAACUGCUUGGCGGGCAUCUCUGGGCAGCUAAUAGCGGAUCUACUCUCAACGAGAAGAUUGAGUUAUACUUUAACGAUCACGAGUUCAGUUAUCUCAUGCUCCAGGAGAACUACCUCAAGACGACUCCAACCUUGACGAACAAUUACUCUGGCAAGGAGAGAAAUCUGAAGCACCUUGAGCUCAUCGAAAAGGCUUCCGAGAGCAUCAGUGACGGCGACCUGGUCGAUCGACUCAUCCACGGCCCGCAACAGCAGUGGAGUCUUAUGCCCACGCAUGCAGUCUUUAGUACAGUUCGCCCUGCGAGCUUUGUAUCCGGCAAUCUUGCUGGGCAUGGUCCAAUCAACUUCACUUCCUGGCUAGGCAAUAACAGCAAACAAGGCAAACUCUCCCGCUUUAUCAAAGAAAUCCAAGGCCAUAUGCGCCUCCGCGCUCACGGUGACCGCCACGAGAUUCGUCAACAGUACCUGCCUACAUUAUGGGACCAGCUCAUUCGCCGACUACAAGACGAAGGCAAAGAGUCAAUUGAAGACAUUAUCCAGCUCAUGGAUAGUUACUUUCUCACCAAGGAAGACUGGGACGCGAUCAUGGAACUUGGUCUCGGGCCCAUGGACCAAGAAAAAGUCAAGAUUGAAACCCAGACAAAGUCUGCCUUUACAAGAGCAUAUAACGCCACAUCUCAUCCUCUCCCCUUUAUGAAAGCCAGCAGCGUCAUUGCGCCCAAAAAGGCUACUAAGGAGAAGCCCGAUCUCGAAGAAGCCUUGGAAGAAUCCGACGAAGGCGAAGAAAUUCUGUCUGACAAUGAAGUCAAGCAAGGCGACAAUGACGAAGAAGAAGAUCUUGAUCUCACAAAGGAUAAAUAUGUCAAGAUGCCGAAAAAGAAAAAGACUGCUGCCGCUGGCACGAGCGCGGGGAAAAAGAAGGCUGCUGGUACUACAAAGAGCAUGGCAACGUCCAAGUCGUCAUCAUCAAAGUCAAAGCCAGCAAAGGGAGGCGCUGGUGCUGCAAAGGGCAAGAGAAAAUCCAAAGCAAAAGAUUCUGACCUCGACGACGAUGACGACGACGACAUGGAUGAUUUUGUCGUCGAUGAUGAUGAUGACGAUGACGCGGGGCUAGAUGACGAUGACGAUGACGAAGAUGAGGAGGAUGUAAAACCAAAGAAGAGCAGCAGGGGAGGGAAGAAGGCGAGUGCUGCAAAAGGACGCGGACGAGGAAGGAAGUGAUUUUACUUUUCCUUCUCCUUUUACCCCUCUAUUUCUCUUUUCUUUUUUUCCCGCCUCUUUUUUAGCUAUCUCCUUCCGUUUCCUUUGGGGAGGUUCACCGUUUUCUGUUCCCCAUCAUCCUUUCCCCUCUGAUCACUCAUCAUCAUUAUUUUUUUUCUUGUUCUUUCCACCACUUAUCUCUUAUCUUACUACUCGUCGUCGUCGCCGUCGUCAUCAUGUCACUUUUACUCUUUUCUUUCCCCCGCUCUCAUUGUCCAUUUCUUUUGAAACUUUGUAAUCCUUUGUAUCAUAUCAAUUACUUAAAGCGCGGAGACAGUAAAAGGGAAAGAGAGGGCGGAAAUUGGGGGGAAAAAAGAGGUCCAAAGAAUAGCCUAUGUUAAACUGUGAGUCUUCGUGUGGGAAACUAGGUAGAAGCAGGGUAUUUUAAUAAAUCUUUUUUUUUCCCUCUUUCAAGUCAUGCACCUGCCACCUACUAGACUG
Xylona heveae TC161 is the source of this 4161-nucleotide messenger RNA. RefSeq names its product DNA replication factor C, large subunit. NCBI's taxonomy places the organism in Eukaryota, Fungi, Ascomycota, Xylonomycetes, Xylonales, Xylonaceae. The coding region runs from base 124 to 3681 and encodes 1185 amino acids. Gene Ontology annotation, molecular function: ATP hydrolysis activity; ATP binding; DNA clamp loader activity. The transcript is spliced from 7 exons. The record is from RefSeq and is a predicted model, not a curated record. Gene Ontology annotation, cellular component: DNA replication factor C complex; nucleus. Gene Ontology annotation, biological process: DNA replication; DNA repair.